Molecule: messenger RNA, 2878 nt
Organism: Hermetia illucens (black soldier fly)
Lineage: Eukaryota; Metazoa; Arthropoda; Insecta; Diptera; Stratiomyidae
Product: probable serine/threonine-protein kinase SIK1B
Exons: 7
Coding region: 401-1759 (452 amino acids)
Biological process (GO): intracellular signal transduction; microtubule cytoskeleton organization; protein phosphorylation
Cellular component (GO): cytoplasm
Molecular function (GO): tau-protein kinase activity; protein serine/threonine kinase activity; ATP binding
Source: RefSeq, a predicted model, not a curated record
GUACUCCUUCGUGCUUUGCCUGGCGCCUCCAAGUAGACGACCGCAAAUUAAUGUCCUGGGAAAAGAUACGUGUGAACAAAUAAUCGCGACACGAGCAUCUGGAAUAAUUCAAGAGUCGGUUUGGAGAAAAAUUGCAGUCGUGGAUACCAACAGUGAAUACGACGAGACGCCACCCUCUCCCUCCACUCCUCCAUAUCAGCGUUUGACAAAAUCAUUGCAAACAGAUCCAAGAUGUGCUCACGAGGUCGCUUUGGGCAGACGAGUCGGUCUCUACAGAUUUUGUGGCGAUAUCGGACGUGGAAACUUCUCAAAAGUAAAAUUGGCCGUACAUCAAUUGACCCGAGACAAAGUAGCAAUCAAAGUAGUUGAUAGAGGGGGUCUGGAUGCUCGAGCGUUGCGGAUGUUAUCCCGUGAGAUAGCCACUUUGGAAUGUGUUCAUCACCCCAACAUCCUUAGAUUGUUUGAAGUCAUCGAAACACUCGGACGUGUUUACCUAGUAACCGAAUGGAUUCGAGGAGGCGAACUGUACAAUCAUAUCACUCAAGGAGGCCCAUUAAGGGAAAUACAUGCUGCUCCAUUGUUCAAGCAAUUACUCUUAGCUGUUAAGCAUAUGCAUAGCCUGGGAUAUGUCCAUCGGGACAUUAAAGCGGAAAACGUACUUUUAGUAUCAGAGAAUCGCCUGAAGUUAGCCGAUUUCGGAUUUAGUACGGAGCUUUUAAAUGGACCCCAACAGAAACUGGAUACCUUUUGCGGAUCUCCACCAUAUGCUGCCCCAGAAUUAUUCAGCGAUGAUCAUUAUAUAGGCGGUCCAGUCGACGUAUGGGCCUUAGGGAUACUUUUAUAUUUUAUGGUUGUGGGAAACAUGCCGUUUCGAGCACCAACUGUACCCGCACUACGCUCAGCCGUUUUGAAAGGCGAUUAUUCUCUUCCAUCGCAUAUUAGUUUACCUUGCAUAAGGCUCAUACAACGAAUUCUAGUCCACUUACCUGCACGCCGGCCUACCAUCGACGAAAUCCUCACUAGCCAAUGGGUAGCGAACCCCAACUUGAGUGCCACACUCAUGACGCACCACAUCAAUCAGCACACAAAAUCAUCAAACGGGAAGAAAUCAACUUUCUGGUUUCGCACCAAAGCAAAUCGCGCAAGAAAAAAUUAUUCCCUGCGCCAAAGAUACAUGGAAGUGGCGAACAAAAGCAUUUUGCAGUUCAACACGAAAAGGAACGACGGGAUAAUGACUGAUAACUUCCUACAUCCGAUUGACCUAACCAGUGAUAUCUUCGAGCCAGAUCAAUCAACGGCCAACACAAAAAGAUCCUUCUUCGCAGGAACCCUAAAGAAGAAGAUUGGGCCCAUGGAAGUGGACAGGAAUAAAAAGAGCAUCCAAAAUGGAGACUUGGCACGCCCCCUGGAUUACGGUGCUCAUAGGGAAUCACCCCAGUCGCCAAUAUCUCUGAAAAAUUACGACGAGGAGAAAGGCAGUUUUAUUAUGACCCCAACCGACACUGAUGACGUUUCUAAGCUGAAUUCCUUAGAAGUGGAAGCCAGGCAGAUCCUGGAACAGUUGGGCAUCACAACCGAAAUGCUACGAGUUGCCAUCAAAAAUGGACCCCGAAGUGAUGUUACUGGCGCCUACCGAAUCAUUAUCAAUCGCCUCCAGAAGCAGGCAUGGUUUGCCAGGCGGCAGGCUGAGCUUGCGGCUCUGGAGCAACUGCAAGCGAAACCCGUGAAGCGUGAACGGGGCUCUUGUAUUAUUUUGUAAAAGACGGAAACCAAUGGAGUAUCAGAUCGAGAAUUUUGAAAAUUUGUCUUCACAAGGAAGCAAACGCCAUUGAUUUAUUGGAAAUUCAGCGUGAAUGCUACACAAUAAUGUCUCCUAUGGAGUCGGGUUCUAGAUAUCUCUAAAAUAGAAAAGCUUUAAAAUUAAUAAAGGAUUCAUGUUAAAGCCGUAAGUAGAUGAAAUUAUGUAAGAUAAUCUACCACGAUAGAGGCAAUUGUAGUAAACAUAUUAAACAUAGCGGAAAUAUUUAGCGGAUCAUUCGGAAAUUUUAACGUAGUUUUAAUCGAGGCUGAACCAUAACAACCUGCAACCAAACGAUUUUUUAUAUUCCUACAAAACUAUCAAUAUUUCUAUUGUGAUAAUCUUAUAUUUAAAAUACUAAGAUAGAAUUUGUAAUUCAAACAACCAAGCAUACAAAAAGCUGUAGCGAUAAUUGAUUGCUUUCAGGAUAUUUUAUUUAUUUGAAAUUAAAGGUGGAAAUCUUUAAUUGUUACUAUUUUAGUUUGGAAACGGCUCUAUCCCGUUACAUUGAAUCCUAUAGGAAAUUUAUUAAAAUUUCUUGGACAAUAUUUGGUUGUUGUAUAUUGAAAAUUGUAAAAUGAUAAACCGAGUUAAAAACGCCAUUAAUAAUGAUAUAAAAUAAAUGAAAUUGUGUGAAGGUCUCCUACUCAAUAAAAUACUAAAUGCCAAUACUGUAAACUUGAAGAAAAAGUAUUAUAUCCUUAAUUUAAUCCUAGAUAAUUAAGGAAAGUGAAUAUGAAGAAUGAAGAUAUUGUUAUUAUUAUUAAAAUUAUAAAAAAAUAAAUAUAGGACCAAAUAAACGAGUAGCCACAUAACUUUAGAUAAUAAUAAAUACCGAACGGCAUAUUUAAUGGUUUCUAGCGAAAGUAGUUCUUUGUUAAAGAGGUUAUGAUCUAUUUCCUGUUCUGUUUUAUGCAGUUCAUAUGCAAUAUAUUUUACUGUUACCUUCCUUAUGUGUACGAGACAUAAACAUAACAAAUUACCGCCUUAAGUUCAAAUUUAUGAAGAAUCAGAAUUGUACUGAUUUUACCUCGGAAAUGAGGAAGUAUUUUUUUCAAUAACAUUCGCAUUCUAAUUCUA